This is a messenger RNA of Physella acuta, 936 nucleotides long. RefSeq lists its product as uncharacterized. NCBI's taxonomy places the organism in Eukaryota, Metazoa, Mollusca, Gastropoda, Physidae. Gene Ontology annotation, cellular component: membrane. The record is from RefSeq and is a predicted model, not a curated record.
GAAAAAAGCGUAUAAACACAUCAAUGUAAUAAUCAAAACCAAGGAACUGACGUCAUUUCUGUAAACGUCUGUUGAACGAGUAAAAGGCUAACGAUUCAAUAAGAAGCGACAAGAUGGGUCAGUUCUACGCCUUCUUCCUUGUGCUGGUGCUGCUGCCUGUCGGAGCUGAGGCAUGGCUCAUGGAAGCCGCUGGAGCCACAGUUGGUGCCCUGACAGUUGCUCUCAUUUUACCCUGUUUCCUGAAGAUCGUCGGCUUCACUUCACGCGGCAUUGCGGGCGGUUCCAUCGCUGCUUUCCUCAUGUCCAGAGCCGCUGCCUACAAGAUCGGCAUGAGAGCUGUUGCUGCUGUACAGGCUGUGGGGGUCACUGGCGUCAGUUUUUCAUCUGUCGCCCUCGGCUUCAUCGUCGGCGGUAUCCUCGGGCACUCUUUCAAUUACAUCAUCGACAUGAACGAGUCAAAUACGUGAUGAAACGACUCUUAAUCUCGGGAUAAUCCCAGUCAGGAAUUCUGAUUUUUUUAUUGUUAUCAAAAUAAGUUGAAAAAGUUGGUUGUUUUUUUUUUAAUUCUUUUAAAUGAUAGUGCCCCAAAAGAUUUUAAUUUGACACUAGAUUUUUGAAAACUUUUUAGAAAUGUUGAAAUAUUAUAAACUGUAAACAUUUUUUACACUAUUUUUAGGAAAAUCAUUUCGACAAGUAAAAUAUAAAAGUUGUAAAAGUAUUUUCGCAGCGUGUAUGAACACAUAAGCCUCUUGUGGCAAAUAAGGGUGAUUAUUUGUACCUGAUUAGAUAGAAUAAAAGGUUUAUUUUAGAAUCGUAAUAAGUAUCGGUGUAAGCUACAUGUUUAGACUUGUAAAUGUAAUCAUGUUGUCAUUUGUGUGUAUCUAUCUAUGAUUCACAGACCCCUAGUGGUAAAUAAAGUUUUAUUUCAAUUCUCGA